Messenger RNA from Closterium sp. Yama58-4, 792 nucleotides. The record is from the annotation of a GenBank genome assembly. Lineage: Eukaryota; Viridiplantae; Streptophyta; Zygnematophyceae; Desmidiales; Closteriaceae.
AUGGCAUCUCGGAUCCCCCCGUCUCUUGCUGGAUCUGCGCGCCGCGCUAACACCUUGAAGAUGUGGCGGCACGCGAUUGCAGUGCGCGUGGGACGCUUUAACGAGGUAGAGCAGUGCGCUGUGCGCUCCCCCCGUGCGUCGCUCGGCUUCUCCCCUCUGCGACCCAAGCCCGUGGCUAAGCCGCCCAGCAAGAAGCCCAGGCCCAGGGAUGUGAUGGGUACCGCUGCUGCUGUGAAGCCCAGAGCGGUGCACAGCGGUCAAGCGACCGUCGCAGCUGCAGCAGCCAAAGCCACGCCAGCCACCGCGACGCCAGCAAAGGCGACGCCAACAAAGGCGACGCCAGCAAAGGCGACGCCAGCUAAGGCGACGCCAGCUAAGGCGACGCCAGCUACGGCGGCACCAGCUAAGGUGACACCAGCUAAGGCGAUGCCAACUAAGGUGGCGCCAGCUAAGGUGACGCCAGCCAAGGCGUCGCCAGCUGAGGUGACCCCAGCCAAGGCGCCGCCAGCUGAGGUGACCCCAGCCAAGGCGCCGGCAGCUAAGGUGACGCGACCAACCAAGGCCGUGCUCGCUAAGGCGACAGCAGCUAAGGCGAUGAUAGAUGUGAAGGGUGCAAGUGCAGGCAACAUUUCAGCGGCAGCAGCAGCUCCGCACAUCCCAAAGGCCGGUAUUGUUGGAGCAAGUGGAAUUCCGAGACCUGCAAGCAGUGCAACAAGGAGGGCCGCAGCAGGAGUGACGUCAAGUGGUAUUCCCAAGCCAGGAAAGGUAGCAAGCAGCCAAGUGAAGGCGUGA